Messenger RNA from Adineta steineri, 1305 nucleotides. NCBI's taxonomy places the organism in Eukaryota, Metazoa, Rotifera, Eurotatoria, Adinetida, Adinetidae. The record is from the annotation of a GenBank genome assembly.
AUGUAUUAUUUUUUGGUUUCACUUAAUUAUUUGAGUUAUGAUUUUUCUAAUAUAAAAAAUCAUUUAAAUCAUGAACAACCAUCAAUUAAUAUACUUUUUCAAGCAAUAACUCGACGUUCAGCUAAUGAAAAUACUGAUAUGGAAUGUUUAGAAGUUUUAGGGGAUUGUUUUUUAAAAUUAGCCGUAUCAAUGUCAUUAUAUUAUCGUUAUCCCAUCGCGAACGCUGGCAUAUUAACAAUAGAAAAGGCAAAAGAAAUUUCAAAUGAGAAUCUUUAUCGAUUAGCAGUAGAAAAUAAAUUAAAAAAUUAUUUAUAUUGUGAAAAAAUAAUUUUUCAAGGUAAAGAUUCAAAUUGGCUACCACCUGGUUAUAUUGUUAAAAGUAAUAAUAAUGAAAAAAAAUUUACACAUCAAAUAAUAAAACGUAAAGCAUUUGCUGAUAAGAUUGAGGCAUUAAUUGGAGCUUUUUUAAUGUCAAGUAAUUUUAUUACGACAAUUAAAUUCAUGCAUUGGCUUCAACUCGAUGUUAUUCCAUUAGAUCAGAAUAAUCAUAUUAUGUCAAUACCACCAAUAAUAGCUUCUGAAUUGGAUGAUGAGAUCAAACAAAUUUAUCAUAAUGAAGGAUUUAAAGAAAUUGAAAUUAAACUUAAUUAUGUUUUCCAAAAUAAAGCAUAUCUUAUUACAGCUUUUACCCAUUCAUCGAAAUCUAAACAUUGUAUUGUGAAUUCAUAUGAACGACUAGAAUUUUUUGGCGAUGCUCUUCUUGAUUUUCUCGUUAUACGUUAUAUAUUUCUCAAUUAUGAUAGAAAUACUACACCAGGUCGAGUAACUGAUAUUAGACAAAACCUAUCAAAUAAUAAUCAUCUAGCAUAUAUACUAGUUUCAUUUAAUCUUCAUACAAAAAUUCGUUAUAAUUCAAAUGAAAUUUCAAAACAUAUUCAAUCUUAUGUAAACAAUACAAAUAUUCAUCAUAGUACUAAUUCGCCAGUACCAAAGAUCCUAGCUGAUGUAUUUGAAGCACUUAUAGCUGCGAUCUUCUUUGAUGCGAAUAACUCAUUAGAAUUUGUAUGGAAAAUUAUUGAACCAUUUCUUGGAGAAAUUCUUGAUCGAUCUAUUGUAAAUCCUAGUUUAAAUCCGAUGAGAAGAUUUUCUGAUAAAGGUGGUAAAAUCAUCCAAGAAUUCACAGAUGAAACUGAAUCUAUUUGUCUCGUACAAAUGCCUAAUGGCACUUAUUAUGAAGGUCGUGGAAAGAAUAAAAAACUUGCUAAAUCUGAUGCUUGUCAACAAGCAUUAAAUCAUAAAGAUUGA